Molecule: messenger RNA, 1485 nt
Organism: Rhizoctonia solani
Lineage: Eukaryota; Fungi; Basidiomycota; Agaricomycetes; Cantharellales; Ceratobasidiaceae
Product: cytochrome P450 family protein
Exons: 13
Coding region: 1-1485 (494 amino acids)
Molecular function (GO): monooxygenase activity; oxidoreductase activity, acting on paired donors, with incorporation or reduction of molecular oxygen; heme binding
Source: RefSeq, a predicted model, not a curated record
AUGGAUCGGCUCAACGCUAUCAUCUUCUCUAUUGUCGUGUUUGCAACAGUAUCCAUCAAAUGGAUCAAACGGGGUCAUCCAAAGGCUCCGCUCCCACCUUCCCCAAAAUCGUAUCCUUUUUUGGGGAACAUACCGGUUAUACUAGCAAGGGACGAGCAUGUUGCUUACCGAAAUUGGUCUCGUGAACUAAAUAACGAUGUUAUCUGUAUAAAAGUUCCAGGUGCAAAAUUGAUUGUUAUCAACUCUGCUCGCGCAGCGCUGGAUCUUCUGGAGAAAAGCUCGGACAAGCUUUUGAGUCGACCAAGGAUUUCAGUAAUAGAUACUGAGUUCUUUGAUUUGACCCGUCUACUUGCCUUAUUGCGCUAUGGUGAACGCUGGAAGCAAUCGCGUCGACUGAUGAACCUUUCAUUUCGAAAAAGUGCGGUCCCCGUAUAUUUUAGGGUACAGACAAAGCACGCACGCCAGGCAGCCAUAAUGAUACUUGAGCGGCCGGAUGACUACAUCGUGACAUGUGUAUAUGGUUAUGAAGUCGCCUCGUCCAACGACGAGAUACUUCAAUUGGCUGAGAAUGCGUCUGUUCAUCUUGGCAAGGCACUUGCACCCUUUAAUUUCCUUGUCAACAUAAUUCCAUGGCUGAGACGAGUUCCCUCUUGGUUUCCCGGUACAGGUUGGAAGCAAACCACUAGAGAAUGGAGUCAGGAGUUUGUUCGGACUAUUAGUCUGCCUUAUGAGCAUACAGUUGCCCAGAUGGCCAUAGGCGAUGCUACGUAUUCCGCUCUAAGCCAGAUUCUGCGAUCUUUUCCGAAUCAAGGAGUCACAGAAGAGCAGAAGGAAUUGGCAAUGUGGACGGCAGGGUCUGUGUUUACAGCCGCAGUAGACUCGUUACAUGCAACCCUUCAAGUUAUAAUUCUGCUCAUGACAGUACAUCGAGAUGCCCAAGCCAAGGCUCAAAGAGAAAUCGAUAGCGUAACCGAGGGCAGGCGUCUACCCGAGAUGGGUGACCUGCAAGAUAUGCUAUAUACGCGUAGCCUCGUACUUGAAGCUCUCAGAUGGAUGCCAAUAACCCCAUUGGGUAUACCGCGUAUCUGCGAAGAUGAUGUUCAAUAUAACGGAUAUACUAUACCGAAAGGUGCAUUAGUGUUCGGUAACAUUUGGGCGAUAAACCGAGACGAAGAGAAAUAUCAAGAUCCCGAGGCUUUUCUACCUGAACGUUUUAUGGAUCCAAGCACCCCCGAGCCAGUAACCUUUGGAUUCGGCCGCAGAAUAUGCCCCGGAAUACAUUUCGCACACUCUUCAUUAUUCAUAAACGUCGCUACAAUUUUAUCGAUCUUUGAUAUCCACCCAGUACAGGAUGAACAAGGAAGAGACAUAGUACCGCAGAUUGGAUUGGUCAUGGGCACUUUAGCAAUGAACCCAAUCCCAUUCAAGUGCACGAUCACCCCUCGCUCGGACAUGCAUCGUCGGCUACUCGAUGAGGAAAUUUAA